This is a messenger RNA of Ipomoea triloba (trilobed morning glory), 942 nucleotides long. Its product is annotated as peroxisomal membrane protein PMP22. The coding region runs from base 205 to 762 and encodes 185 amino acids. Gene Ontology annotation, cellular component: membrane; cytoplasm. The record is from RefSeq and is a predicted model, not a curated record. Lineage: Eukaryota; Viridiplantae; Streptophyta; Magnoliopsida; Solanales; Convolvulaceae. The transcript is spliced from 7 exons.
UGGUGGCAAUGGAGGUCGUACCAUGUACAGUACUAGGAAAAUUCGUUUAAUAACAGAACAGGUAAACCACAUGCAACACGGUCAACGCCCAGCAGACUAAACUAAGAAACGAGAUUUGCCUUCAUAAUCUCCGGAGGAGAAGAGAAGAAGAGAAACAAAUUAAAGGUUAAAUCUUGAGAUUCUUGACCCAAAAGAAAACAAAAAAUGUCUGAUUUAGUGAAAGCAGGUUUGGGCAAGUAUCUCCUGCAACUCUACUUACAUCCUCUUCGGACCAAGGCAAUCACUGCUGGAGUUCUGGUUGGGUGUAGUGAUGUGGUUGCCCAGAAGAUUUCUGGGGUCAAAAGGCUUCAACUGAAAAGAUUGCUUCUUUUAGCUUUGUAUGGGUUUGUAUACUCAGGGCCCUUUGGGCAUUUUCUGCAUAAGUUGAUGGAUUCUUUGUUCCAAGGGAAGCAGGGUAGCAAAACUGUUGCUAAAAAGGUCUUGCUGGAACAGCUGACUGCAUCUCCUUGGAACAACAUGCUUUUCAUGGUGUACUAUGGCUUAGUGGUUGAAGGAAGGCCAUGGAGUCUCGUGAAAAGUAAGGUCCUAAAGGACUAUCCCUCGGUGCAAUUGACUGCUUGGAAGUUCUGGCCUAUAGUCGGGUGGAUCAACUACCAGUACUUGCCCCUGCAGUUGCGCGUUUUGUUCCACAACAUUGUCGCCUCGUGCUGGGCAAUCUUUCUGAACUUGAAGGCAAGAUCUGUUGCAAUCAAGAAGGAAUAAAGUGGAUGAAGAAUUGAAGAGUAGUGUUGUUAUGCCCUUUUUUCUUGUUUGCUCUCUUCUUCUUGUCCCAUGAUUCAGCUUGCAGAUUGUAAAAUUACAAUAAAUCCAAUCCCUGUCUUGGCAAGGAUUAGUUGCAGUUUUUAUGAAAAAAUAAAAAUAAAACUCUUCUGGUACAAUAAA